Molecule: messenger RNA, 2772 nt
Organism: Psammomys obesus (fat sand rat)
Lineage: Eukaryota; Metazoa; Chordata; Mammalia; Rodentia; Muridae
Gene: Six4
Product: SIX homeobox 4
Exons: 3
Coding region: 1-2328 (775 amino acids)
Biological process (GO): regulation of transcription by RNA polymerase II
Cellular component (GO): nucleus; transcription regulator complex
Molecular function (GO): RNA polymerase II cis-regulatory region sequence-specific DNA binding; DNA-binding transcription factor activity, RNA polymerase II-specific
Source: RefSeq, a predicted model, not a curated record
AUGUCCUCUUCCUCCCCCACCGGGCAGAUUGCAAGUGCGGCGGACAUCAAGCAGGAGAAUGGGAUGGAAAGCGCCUCGGAAGGACAGGAGGCGCACCGAGAAGUGGCGGGGGGCGCGGCGGCAGGGCUGAGCCCCCCGGCUCCAGCUCCUUUCCCCCUGGAGCCGGGGGACGCCGCGGCUGCCUCCAGGGUAAGCCGGGAGGAAGGGGCAGCGGCGGCCGGAGCGGCAGAUCAGGUACAACUCCACUCGGAACUUCUGGGCAGGCACCAGCACGCAGCGGCUGCGCAGCCCCCGCUGGCCUUCUCUCCGGACCAUGUCGCCUGCGUGUGCGAAGCGUUGCAGCAGGGGGGCAACCUGGACCGCCUGGCUCGGUUCCUGUGGUCCCUGCCCCAGAGCGACCUGCUACGUGGCAACGAGAGCCUGCUGAAGGCGCGAGCGCUCGUGGCCUUCCACCAGGGCAUCUACCCCGAGUUGUACAGCAUCCUCGAGAGCCACAGCUUCGAGUCGGCCAACCAUCCGCUGCUGCAGCAGCUCUGGUACAAGGCGCGCUACACCGAGGCCGAGCGAGCGCGCGGCCGGCCCCUGGGCGCCGUGGACAAGUACCGGCUGCGCAGGAAAUUCCCCUUGCCCCGCACCAUCUGGGACGGCGAGGAGACGGUGUAUUGUUUCAAGGAGAAGUCGCGCAACGCUCUCAAGGAGCUCUACAAGCAGAAUCGCUACCCCUCGCCCGCCGAGAAGCGGCACCUGGCCAAGAUCACCGGCCUCUCCCUCACCCAGGUCAGCAACUGGUUCAAGAACCGGCGGCAGCGCGACCGGAAUCCCUCCGAGACCCAGUCCAAAAGUGAAUCAGAUGGCAACCCCAGCACUGAAGAUGAAUCCAGCAAGGGACAUGAGGAUUUGUCUCCCCACCCACUUUCGGGUGCAUCUGAUGGCGUCACCAACCUCAGCCUUUCUAGCCACAUGGAGCCAGUAUAUAUGCAACAAAUUGGAAAUGCUAAGAUAUCCUUAAGCUCUUCUGGAGUUUUGUUGAAUGGAAGCUUGGUACCAGCGAGUACUUCACCUGUCUUCCUUAAUGGUAAUUCUUUUAUUCAGGGACACAGUGGAGUUAUCCUUAAUGGACUGAAUGUGGGGAAUACACAGACUGUGUCGCUGAACCCACCAAAAAUGUCUUCAAACAUCGUGAGCAAUGGCAUAGCCAUGACAGACAUCCUGGGCUCUACCUCCCAGGAUGUGAAGGAAUUCAAAGUCCUCCAGAGUUCGGCUGUGAACUCAGCAGCCACCACCUCCUACAGCGCUAGUGCCCCCGUGUCAUUCCCAGGGCUGAUACCCUGCACUGAAGUGAAAAGAGAAGGCGUUCAGACAGUGGCCUCUCAGGAUGGCGGCUCUGUGGUGACUUUUACUACACCAGUGCAAAUUAACCAGUAUGGCAUUGUCCAGAUCCCUAAUUCGGGAGCAAACGGCCAGUUCCUUAAUGGGAGCAUUGGAUUCUCUCCACUGCAGCUGCCCCCUGUCUCAGUAGCAGCUUCACAAGGGAAUAUUUCAGUAAAUUCAAGCACUUCAGAUGGAAGCACAUUUACAAGCGAGUCUGCCACAGUCCAGCAUGGCAAACUUUUCCUGAGCCCUCUUGCCCCAAGUGCAGUGGUAUACACUGUUCCUAACUCAGGCCAGACUGUAGGAGCUGUGAAACAGGAAGGCUUAGAAAGAGGCCUGGUCUUUUCUCAGCUGAUGCCUGUCAAUCACAAUGCACAAGUGAAUGCAAGCCUCUCUUCUGACAAUCUCUCUGGCAGUGGCCUCCACCCACUGGCCUCUUCCUUAGUGAAUGUGUCCCCGGCUCAUAGCUUUUCCCUGACUCCCCCUACACUACUAAAUCCCACUGAGCUAAACCCUGACAUUGCCGAGAGCCAGCCAAUGUCUGCACCUGUGGCCAGCAAAUCUACUGUGACAUCUGUUAGCAGCACUAACUAUGCAACCCUUCAGAACUGUUCCCUUAUCACUGGUCAAGACCUGCUGUCAGUCCCUAUGACUCAGGCUGCCUUGGGGGAAAUAGUUCCCACAGCUGAAGAGCAGGUGGGUCACGCCUCACCAGCCGUUCACCAGGAUUUUGUCAGGGAACAGCGCUUGGUUCUGCCGUCGGUAGCUAACAUAAAGGAGAAUUUCUUACAAAACUCUGAGAACAAAGCAACAAACAACUUAAUGAUGUUGGACUCCAAAUCCAAGUACGUUCUGGACAGCAUGGUAGAAACUGUCUGUGAAGACCUGGGAACGGACAAAAAAGAGCUGGCCAAGCUCCAGACUGUCCAGUUGGAUGAAGAUAUGCAAGACUUAUAAGCCUGAUUCACCACACAACACCCCUUUUCUCCAUUAUCAGCAGCAAAUCUUCUCUUUGUGAGGCCCCAAAGACAGAGAGCUUUUACUCGUUUAAAGGAAACCAGUCUACUUCUGAAGCACAUGCAUUUGGACUGAUCUGCAUGAAGAUCGUAGUCAAAUACACAGGAGUGGAACUGCAUUGCUGAGACCUUCCUAUUCACAUCACGGUUGCUCCUAAAUAGAUGGCGACAGGUGAACUGUAUCAAACCAUCAGAUAUCAUUUAGUCAGCAAUAUAAUUCUAAGGUCUAAAUGAAACAUGAUAGGAUUUUAAAUUUAAAAUGUAUUCGCCUAAACUUAGAAAAUUAAAUAAUAGCUAGAGGCUGUUGUUAGAAGCAAUGCAGUUGUUUGUUUGUUUGUUUGUUGUUUACUUUUACUCCACGGGCAUUGAGAUGGUUGUGAAACAG